AUGUCUUGGCGAUUACUUGGAAUUGGACCUGGAACAAAGGCAGAACUCUGUCCCUUUCCUCCCUCUCCCUGGUACAGGCAUGGAUGGAUAUCCUCAAAUUCAUGUGAUUGGCACAAAGCUCCGCCUGGAUUAAAAGUGUUCCACCGCAUCAACAAGAUUUUGCAGUCAGGAAUCCAAGAAUGGACUAAUAUCCUCAAGGAAGUGUUCAUGAUGGAAUCCCAAUUUAAGGAACACCGCUUUUGGCAGUUCAUUGGGGAUCUUUUGCCUUAUAUGCCAACACCAGCGGUUCAGGUCACAUUGAUGCAAAUGGAGACUGAGAAGCGGAAGUUUGGCCUUUUUGGAGAUGAAUUAGGGUUUUUUCAACGUCAGAACCUAGAGGAUAUGAUAGUCAAAGGCAAACAUGUCAUGAAAGAGCAUAUUGAACAGCUUCAACAGGAUAAGGUGACUGAAAGUGACAGGAUCAUCAACACAUUCACAGACCAUGAACAAGAAAAGCUGGGAAGAUUCAAGAUCAACCUUGCAAAACAAUGGUCCCCAUUGGAGACUAUUGAGCUUUGGCAACACUGGGUUUUGUACUUGAGCACAUACUCAAAUGUGAACAAUCAUGUCAAGGGAAUGCGGGAGACUCAAGUGAUCCUAGAGGGCUGGGUCAAGGCAGAGACCAGAAAUAUAUUCAAAAUGGCAUCUCAUCAACUGGGUGAUCCUUUUGAAGACCUGGUAACUAAACGUAUCCUUUCACUAAAAGAGAAUUUGAUCAAUGAUAUCAACAGUUCAAACAACAGUGACACUUACGAAUUUGUGGAAUUGCAAAGCACCUUGCGUACUGGUCUGAUACUUACUGAUAGUUUUAGAUUUACUCCAGUUUCAUAUAGGACAGUUAUGUCAUUUUGGGUACAACAUUUGAGAUUUUAUUUGGGGAUAAAGCAUUCAAUAGAUCCAGGAUUACAUCACCAUCCCUUAGAAAGACUUAUACUAUUAAACAGCAAACAUUUGGAGAAUAUGAUUCAUCAAUUUCAAAAAUCGCCAACUCUUCAAAAUUCCCAGAAUGAUCUCUUGACUAGAUUUCUUGAAUUCUUUCUUGAUCAGCCACAAGGCAUUCGUCUUGGAAAAUUUGCUCUGCAUGGUUUGGAGCGCAUAAAGAUCCUCAAGGGUCUCCAGAAUUGA
Molecule: messenger RNA, 1164 nt
Organism: Melampsora larici-populina 98AG31
Lineage: Eukaryota; Fungi; Basidiomycota; Pucciniomycetes; Pucciniales; Melampsoraceae
Exons: 6
Coding region: 1-1164 (387 amino acids)
Source: RefSeq, a predicted model, not a curated record